AUGGAACCACCUCCGUAUUUUUCUAGAUCUACACCCAUUUGUCUCUUGUCUGACCCGGCUCAGCGGCACAAUCUUUGCCGACGGCGCCGAUCCAGUCCUCCAAUUUCUAAUUGCUUUUCAUGCAAAGGCAAGAAAGUUUUCAAAGCCAGUCCGUACUAUUACUACUGUGCUACUUGCAAUUUGGAAUUCCACAGAGGUUGUCACAAGAUUCCGCCAGAGAUAAGACACCCUUUUCACCCAUUUCACCCUCUCACCCUCACUUUCUUACAUCCUAGACCUAACAGCUAUAAGUUGCUCAUGCUCCUUAUGGCCAUGAGCCCAGACCUGGACUCCUCCUCCUCAGGAGAAUCGAUACACGAAGAUGAUGAUGAUGCUGACGAGGACAACUUAUAUGACGACGAUAUGGAUGAAGCUGACUAUAUUGCUUUUUACGGUGAUGAAGACGACUACGAAGCUGCUGAUUCUCCACCAGACAGAAAAAACCGUACAUGCAAAUGUUGUCGGAAACGUUUAGACAACAGAUAUUAUCAUUGUUUUAUCUGCAAGUUCAGUCUUAAUCUGUCUUGCACUAUGACACCAACACCUCCCACUAUCUCACACAUUAAAAGCCACGAGCACGCCCUCACACUUUUCCCUAUACGACUCCCGUUGCCAUGCGAUGCUUGUGGUUUGCCUCUAGACGACACAGAAGACCACGUCUACUCUUGUCUCCCUUGCAGCCACAUGAUCCAUAGAAAAUGUAUCUAUCUACCUCGUGUCAUUAAGAUCACCCGCCAUCAACACCGUCUCUCCUUCACUUCCUCCCUUCCUCCAGGAGAAUACACUUGCGGAGUUUGUCGCAAGGCCAUCGACGUAAACUAUGGGGCAUACCCUUGCAACAAAGGAUGUCAUUAUGCUGUCCACUCAAAAUGUGCCACGAGGGAGGAUGUGUGGGAUGGUAUAGAUCUCGAAGAUGUGCCUGAAGAGGUGGAAGAAGUUGUCGAGCCAUUUGUGAGGAUUGAUUCGGAGACAAUCCAACAUUUCAGCCAUCAACAACAUUAUCUAAGACUCCAUGAAAAGAAAAGCAUUUGCGAGAAGGACAAGUUCUGUGAAGCAUGCACCCUUCCAAUAGUAGUAUCUCAAAGAUUCUAUGGGUGUAUGGAGUGCGAAUUUGUCCUUGAUGAAGAAUGUGCAUCUCUUCCUCGCAUAAAACACCACCCAGUUCAUAAACACCCGCUUACCCUCAACCCAUUCUCUAUCACUGAGUUUGGUAUGAGACUUGCUGACACGUCUUUCAAAGGCAUACUCAUUUGUAAUUGCUGUUAUCGGUUUAGUUGUGGGUUCCAGUACGUAUGCGGUGUAAGAGGUUGUGAGUUUCAGAUAGAUGUCAGGUGCGCUUCCAUUCCUGAUCCUUUUAUCCAUGCCUGUCAUCCACAUGAGCUCUUCUUCAACUUGACGUUAGAUUCUUGCAUGGGGUGUGGUGAGACGUGUUCAAUGUUUUAUCUGGAAUGUAUUAUAUGCAAAACCUGUUUGGGUAUGCAAUGUGCCACUUUACCUUGUGUGGCACACUACAAACAUGACAGGCAUCCCCUCACCCUUUGUUACGGAGAAGAAGAUACAGGUGGUCUAUAUUGGUGUGAGGUAUGUGAAACAAAAGUGGAUCCAAAGAUAUGGUUCUAUAAAUGUGGCCAUUGUAGGAUCACUCUCCAUGUAAGUUGUUUACUCGACGCUGCCUACAUAAAGCCUCAGCAGAUCAUCAUGGAAACACCUGAUGGUGAUCUUGAAGUUGAAAUUACUCGUAACGAUGCUAACACUCGACGGAUUUGCUUAUGGUGUCAUCGUCGUUGUGCACAUACUUUGGUAAUCAUGAUGGGAAUGAAGCAUUUUGAUUUUUGUACUUUCAAAUGUUUGUUUGAUGUGGCAAAAUUGGUAAAUGAAGAACCAUCAGAUUGGCAACCACUUACACUUUAA
Microthlaspi erraticum is the source of this 1950-nucleotide messenger RNA. The record is from the annotation of a GenBank genome assembly. Lineage: Eukaryota; Viridiplantae; Streptophyta; Magnoliopsida; Brassicales; Brassicaceae.